AGAAGAAUAAAACAGGACUCUUGUGUGUGUGUAUAUAUGCGGAAGGAAAACCGAUUGCAAUUCUCUAAGCGGCUCUGUGUUUUUCUUUCCUUCUUUGCCGGAAAACUGCAAUUGAUCCCCGAUUGAGCAAGUACUUCGUGGGUUUCCGGCGAGGUAAUACGAAUUGCUUAAUUUUCGUUAAUUAUCGACUGUUAUUGAGAAUUCUUGGUGGGUUUUGAGUUUUGCGUCAGAUCUGUUGAUGCUGGGCUGCAGAAUUGGGAACCGCUUUUCGAGGUAUUUGUUCUUUCGGUGAUUUGGUGUUGAAUUUGGGUUGAGUUUGGUGAGAAUUGGAUUGGAAUUCAAGUGGGGUUUCUUAUGUAGUCGAUGCAUGAAAAUGGAAGGGAGUGUAAGAUCAGGAGGGGUGUUGAAGAAGAAGAGUUCGUCCGGGUGUUUGAUUAUCAAGAACAAAGGUGGGAUUAAGAAUUCAGGAGAAGGGUUGGGGGGUUUUAGUGAUAAUAGUAAGGAAAAGAAGAGGGCGAGAGUAGUUGCAAGUAGUUCGAGUUCGAGCGAUGAGGAUGAGUCCUUGGAGUUUAUGAGAAGAAAAGUGCAUGAGAAGAGAUUGAAAAAUGGCUCAAUGGGGUACAAGGGAGAUGAGCUUGAGAACAGGGAGUGUGAUAGGGACAAUGUUGGGGCUGAGAUUAGUGGUGAGAGGAAGAGGAGUAGGUUGGAUUUGUUUGAGUUUGACGAAUAUGAUGAAUUUGAUGGGAAAAAGUUGAGGAAUGAGUAUUUGGAGGAUAGGCCUAAGGGGCGUAGUGGCAGUGGCAAUAUGAAGGAAUUUGGUGUUGGUUCGUCAAAUAGGGACUCGAUGGUGCAUAAACGGAAGGGAACUUCAUAUUUUGAUGGUUCCAAUUGUGGGAGGAGUAAGGGGUUAGAGCACCGUGGUGUGAGGAAUAAGGGAUUUGAGUUGGAUGAGGAUGAAGCACACAUGCCGAUUUCAUUGUUAAGGUUGAAGUAUCAGGAGACGGCUAAUGAGCCAAUCAGGUUGCAAGGGAAGAAUGGAGUGCUGAAGGUUAUGGUAAACAAGAAGAAGAAAAUGGAUUUUCCAUCUCAGCCUAAGAAUUAUGAUCAGAGGGACUCUAAAGAAAGAAAGGCUUCCAGGACCGAUGAUGGUGUCAAGAAGGAAAUGUUGGCACAGUCACCAAUUUAUCCGGUUUCAAAGUCACCUGAAACACGAAGUUUGUUAGCCAACAAGGAAAAAAAUGUUGAGAAGGAGAAAAGGGAGAGUAAACUGGAAAAGGUAAAACCGAUUUUGAAUAAAGGCAGCAAGGGCAGAGAUUCACAAAUUGAUGGAACUGAUAGAGUGUUCAAGUUGGCAACGCCAGGUCCACAUGCUUGUGGCUCAAGGAAAGGGAUAACAAUGGAGGAAGAAAAAUCUCUGCCUCCUGAAAAUAUUACUCCUGUUAAAGGCAAGGAAGGAAAAGAAGCAAAAGCUAAGCGUGGUGGGACUACUGAAAAGCAAAUGUUGCGUGAGCAGAUAAGAGGAAUGUUAGUUGAUGCAGGGUGGACUAUAGAUUAUAGACCAAGACGAAACAGAGACUACUUAGAUGCUGUUUACAUUAACCCUAGUGGAACAGCCUACUGGUCAAUUAUUAAGGCUUAUGAUGCAUUUAAAAAACAGUUAGAGGAAGACAAUGCUAAAACUAAAGCAGAUGUUGGCUCUCCCUCAUUUGCUCCUCUGUCUGAAGAUCUGAUAAAUAAACUUACGAGACAGACUAAAAAGAAAAUUGAAGAAGAAAUGAGAAGGAAGAGAAAAGAAGAUGGCAUUGCUAAGACUGCAAAGGGGCUUACUGUAAGAGAGGUUGUAGAUACCUCAGAUAGUGAUCAAAAUGAUGAGCGGCUCAGUUCUUAUAUGAAGCAGAAUCAUAAAUCGAGGAGAGGAAAAAUGUCUAAAGUGGAUCAUGAUAGUGAUGAUGAUUUAAGUGAUAAGUCUCCCAAAAGGAAGCCUGUGAAAGUAAGAGUUUCAAAACCUUCUACUGUCUCCAAGUCUAGUGUCGUACAGGGAAGAACAAGUAAAGUAAUUGGGAGAUGCACCCUUUUGGUCCGUGGUUCUGAGAAAGGGGAAAAUUCAGACUCUGAUGGAUAUGUUCCAUAUAGUGGAAAAAGAACGGUGCUGGCCUGGCUGAUUGACUCUGGGGCAGCACAGUUAAGCGAAAAAGUGCAGUAUAUGAACCGCAGGAGAACUCGGGUAAUGUUAGAAGGGUGGAUCACUAGAGAUGGGAUCCAUUGUGGUUGCUGCAGUAAAAUCCUUACUGUUUCAAAGUUUGAGCUGCAUGCUGGCAGUAAGUUGCGUCAGCCAUUCCAAAAUAUAUUUUUGGAGUCAGGUCCAUCCCUUCUGCAGUGCCAAAUUGAUGCCUGGAAUAAUCAAGAGGAAUUGAUGCGCCAAGAUUUCCAUACUGUUGAUGUUGAUGGCGAUGAUCCAGAUGAUGAUACUUGUGGUAUUUGUGGUGAUGGAGGUGAUUUAAUCUGUUGUGAUAGUUGUCCCUCGACUUUCCAUCAAAUCUGUUUAGAUAUACAGGUUCUUCCUUCAGGCGAUUGGCACUGUCCAAAUUGUACAUGCAAAUUUUGUGGAUAUGCCCAGGCAAAUGCUGCUGAAGAAAAUGAUAAUGCUGAUGGUGAUGAACUUAACAGAUGCAGCUUCUGUGAGAAAAAAUACCACGCAUCAUGCAGUGAUGGAGUUCAUGCUCUGCCUAUGAGUUCAGGUGGUGCAUCUUUCUGCGGGCUGAAGUGCCGAGAGCUGCAUGAUCAUUUUCAGAAGAUUCUCGGAGUCAAACACGAACUGGAAACAGGACUUUCGUGGUCUCUUAUUCAGAGAACAGAUGUGUCUGAUGAGUCACAACGUAGUUUUUCUCAAAGGGUGGAGUGUAACUCUAAGCUCGCUGUUGCAUUGUCCGUUAUGGAUGAAUGUUUUUUGCCUAUCAUUGAUAGGAGAAGUGGGAUAAAUAUUAUACAUAAUGUUGCCUAUAACUGUGGAUCAAAUUUCAACCGGCUGAAUUUUCGUGGAUUUUAUACAGCAAUUCUGGAGAGGUCUGAUGAAAUAAUAUCUGCAGCGGCUAUCAGGCUUCAUGGAACCCGUCUUGCUGAGAUGCCAUUUAUUGGGACUCGUGAGAUGUAUAGGCGGCAAGGAAUGUGCCGGCGUCUUUUGUCGGCAAUCGAAACUGAACUUUGUUCUCUCAAGGUUGAACAAUUGAUUAUUCCUGCCAUAUCAGAGCACAUGAACACGUGGACUACAGUUUUUGGGUUUGAUGAACUUGAGGAUGUACAUAAGAAAGAAAUAAAGUCCAUGAACAUGUUGGUGUUUCCGGGGACAGAUAUGCUACAGAAGCAGUUAGUGAAGCCGGAAAAUUCUGAUGGCGACAAGAUUUCUGAUUCAACUAAGAAUCAGCCUCAAUCGCCAAUUUCAAUAAAAAACUCGCACUCUGAUUCAUCUUCAGAGCAGAACAGACAGGCAAAUAACGACUCUGGAUGCUGCGACGAGUUCAAGACUAACGAUGAAGUUGGUGUUCUGUGUUCUGGUUCUCCAGCUCUUGCCACUCCUUCAAAUGAUAAUACAACAGCUAGUCCUUCAGAUACAACUGGUGAAGCUGAUGCUCUUCUUGCCAGCCAGAGAGCUGUGGUCAAGCCUGAGGUGGAAAAUGAGCGAAAAGAAUCCUCUGCUAACUUGAAGUGCUUUCCUACACCUGCUGAAAGCAAUAACGGUACCACCGACGUGGAACGUCAAUUGCUAGAUCCUCCUGCAAAGGAUAAGGCUGACUCUGCAGAGGCUACCAUAGGCAAAACAUGCAAAACUGGAGCUCCUUGCCAGGAAUCUGCAAAUAUUCAGGUCAAUGCAGAUUGCUCUGUGAAUGUUUCUGAAGAUAGUAACCCUGGCAACACAGCGAACAACGGUUCUGUUGAAUCUCAGCCUGGUUUUGUUUGUGAAACAUCUGAGAGUUCUAUGGAUAAAUUCAAUGGAGAACCCGACGUCACAUCUUGUCAGACAACAGUUUCCAGUGAACAUCUUAACCUGGGCCCAAGUGCACUUGUCAUGAACAGUAAACUUCAUUUAUCCAUGGAGCCUUCCCCUGAUUCUGCUGCCACCCAUGAUGCUAGGGUGGAUGGUGCCGAUGAUAAUAGCAGAUGUGAUGGCAGAGCCUUGUGCCAUACCCUCAAAGUUAGUGCUGCCCAGCUGACUCCUGGUCCUUCAUCCGAAGUUUCUGCUAAUGAUUCUUCUCAAACAACCAACGAGAAACAAACUCUCGCCCUGAUAUCUGCUUCUUGUGAUUUCCAAGAAAGUAGCAUGACAUGCAACACUCGUAACACUGAAACUGAUAAACCUGAUGGAGAACUCGAACCAUCUCGUGGGUUUGUCCAAAAAGUUGCUUCUCCUAUUUCCUCUUGUGAUGCUUUGGCUGAGAAUACGGCAACCACUGAGAACCAUCAGAAUCAAGUGACUGCUGAUAGAAACGGAAAUGCAGCAGCUUAGUGAAACUCAGUGACUGGGCUCAUUCGGUUCAAAUUUGACAUUCCUAUUCCAACAUAAUCUUCCAUUCCCACAAGCGCUGCCAAAAUUUGAUCUCAAAUAAGAUGAAAGUUUGAAAGAAGAGGAGCUUCAACGGCAGCCUUAUGGCUCAGGAAACAAUUUCUUGCGGAUUCUGCUGCCCUUUAUGGUAUAUAUGAGUAGCAUUGGACUUGAUACAAUGUACAUAUGUAGAUCAUAUUUUAGGGGACCUCGUUUUUGUUACAGCGUAUGGGACGAUGAUAGAUGUGAGUCUGCUGUAUUUGAAGCAGGUGAUUUUGGAAUAUGUUUAUAAUCCUGCUUUAUCUUCUUUCUCUUUCAUCUGUUAUUAUAGACUAUAAGUAGCUGUUCCUGGGGGUUUACUGAUUAUAAUUAUUAUUUCGAAAUUGACAAA
Sesamum indicum (sesame) is the source of this 4928-nucleotide messenger RNA. RefSeq lists its product as uncharacterized. Gene Ontology annotation, molecular function: transcription corepressor activity. The record is from RefSeq and is a predicted model, not a curated record. Gene Ontology annotation, biological process: negative regulation of DNA-templated transcription; regulation of transcription by RNA polymerase II. Gene Ontology annotation, cellular component: nucleus. Lineage: Eukaryota; Viridiplantae; Streptophyta; Magnoliopsida; Lamiales; Pedaliaceae.